AUGGGCCGGACCCGGACGGCAACUUUUACCUUGGUAUCCGACAUGUUGGCUGCGCUCGCCCAGCCGCUCGCCGCGCCCGCUCGGCCCGAGGCGGCCCCUCACGCGCGGCGCCACCGCCGCCGCAGCCGCGCGCCCCUCGAGCGCGGCCGCCGACGCUCCGCCGUGAGCUCCGAGAGGCAGCGCCGAGGCGCGCGGGCCAUCCCGGGGGAGCGCGACGCGGGGCACGGCCGCGGCCCGGGGAGGGGCGGGCGCGCGGGGCGGGGCGCGGCGGCGGCGGCGGCGGCGGCGGCGGGCGGGGAGGAGGCCUCGCCGCCGGGCCCAGGCGCCGCUCUAGCGGCGCGGCCCCAGCCCAGAGCGCAGCGCCGAGGCCCCUCGCGGCUGCCCCGGGCCCGGCCGCGCCGCCAUGUUCCGCGCCCGCCGCCCGCCGGGGCUCGGGAGAGGCCGGGAUCGGCCGCGCGGCGCGCCCCCUGGAGCGGCGGGACUGCAGUGAGGGGAGCGGCGAGCGGCGCGGCGCUCAGGGGCGGCGGGAGUCCGGGGCCGGGCGCAUUGUUUCCCGAGGGGACCUCCCAGGCCAAGCCGGCACCCGCGCCCGCGGGGACCCCCGGCCACCGCCUUCUGGGGCUGCUGCCAGCCGGAGUCCCGGGGCGGCCGGAAGGGCCCCGGCUCGCCGCGCAGGGUGGCCAGGCCUUCCCCUCCGAGCCCCGGCACGCCGCCCGCUCUGUCCCACACGGAGCCUGCAGCGAUGUUGUAAGAUCUCUGUGGUGAACCGAGACUAGAAUCUGUGAAUCCACCACCGAAACAGUAUCAUGAAAGCCUGGAGUGCCUAAGAAAUUUCGUGUUUACUGUGAAUGAAGGCAAUGGGAACUGAAUGAAGCAUUUGGAUGUGGAGCCAGGGAUUGACAUAUUCAGAGCAUUGAUUCAGGAGAUGGAGUUUUGUCAUGUUGGCUGGUCUCGAACCCCUGAACUCAAGUCAUCCACCCACCCUGCCCUUCCAAAGUGCUGAGAUUACAGACGUGAGCCACAGCACCCAGCGCAGCCUCUGUUAGUGACCUUCUGUGUUUACCUUGGACACGCAAGCCUUGGAUCUCUUGCAUGUAAGGCUGCAGUCUAGUGGUGUGAUCAUGGCUCACUGCAGCCUUUAACUCCCAGGCUCAAUCCAUCCUCCCACCCCAGACAACUUGCUGAGACUACAGCUUCUGAUGUUCUGGAGAAACCAGUGUUAUCUGAGUGUUAAAAGUCAAUUAUUAAUCCUUUCUCAGAGUUUCUGGAUGAUGUUAUUGGCUUUCAAGCAUGAGAUGCUUCCCAAGAGAGCUGUUGACUUCCAGUCUGACCAAAUUCUUUCACGUCGUGGCAUGUACGAUGCCUAAACGUUUUGGAACGUCUCUGAGAUGACUUCCGCAGAACUCUUCACCAUGAAAAUAAAGGCCACACAUAAAGGGACUGAGAAAAGGAACCACAUCAGAGAAGGAGCCAAAUACAGAAACUUGGAGAAACAGGAGGGAAUAUGAGAAUCAAAGGUGAGAACUUAAAAUGGAGAUCUGGGCCAGGUACGGUGGCUCAUGCCCGUAAUCCCAGCAUUCUGGGAGGCCUAAUUCACCCAGGGGUUUGAGACAAGCCUGGGCAACAUGACAAAACCCCAUCUUCUACAAAAAAUACAAAAAUCAGCCAGACGUGAUGGUGGAUGCCUGUAGUCCCAGCUACUCCAGAGGCUGAGGCGGGAGGUUGGCUUGAACCCAGGAGGCAGCAGUUGCAGUGAGCUGAGAUUGUGCCAUUGCAUUCAGCCUGGACAACAGGGCCAGACCCUGUCUCAAAAAAUUAAAAUUAAAUAAUAAAUAAAUAAUAAUUAAAAGGAUAUCCAGAAAGAACACCAAAGAAGAGGGGAGAUCUGAGUCAAGGGGUCAGAUGAUUGUUCAUCCCUGGAAAAGAAUGUGAAAACUCAUGCCUCCGAUGCUGAGUUUCCCAGAACACUAGAUCCAUGGUAAGAUGAGUUUGUAUCCUAUGUCUAACCCCACCCUGCCCCAGGAAUUUAUAAUGCAAAACAGUUUAUUAAAGGCUCUGAGAAGUACUGCAGUAAAGA
Molecule: messenger RNA, 2077 nt
Organism: Callithrix jacchus (white-tufted-ear marmoset)
Lineage: Eukaryota; Metazoa; Chordata; Mammalia; Primates; Cebidae
Source: RefSeq, a predicted model, not a curated record